Molecule: messenger RNA, 1438 nt
Organism: Vombatus ursinus (common wombat)
Lineage: Eukaryota; Metazoa; Chordata; Mammalia; Diprotodontia; Vombatidae
Gene: MARCHF2
Product: membrane associated ring-CH-type finger 2
Exons: 5
Coding region: 143-883 (246 amino acids)
Biological process (GO): protein ubiquitination
Molecular function (GO): ubiquitin-protein transferase activity; zinc ion binding
Source: RefSeq, a predicted model, not a curated record
CUAGUGUCAGAAGUGGGAUAUGAAUCCAAGUCUUUCUGAUUCCAAGUGUAGCACUUUAUCCACAUGGCUUCAAUGAACAAAAAGAAGGGGCUCUUGUGAUCAUGGAACCCCAAUUGUGAAGGCCUAUGUGUCCCUUGUUGCCAUGACGACAGGCGACUGCUGUCAUCUCCCUGGCUCACUGUGUGACUGUACUGGAAACACGGCCUUUUCUAAGAUCGUGGCCGACCCGGACCUUGGGCAUCCGCAAUAUGUGACCCAGGUAACAGCCAAGGAUGGCCGGCUCCUCUCAACUGUCAUCAAAGCCUUAGGCACGCAAAGUGAUGGACCCAUCUGCCGAAUCUGCCAUGAAGGGUCCAGUGGGGAGGUGCUGUUGUCGCCCUGUGAUUGCACAGGCACGCUGGGUACUGUGCACAAGAGCUGCCUGGAGAAAUGGCUUUCUUCCUCCAACACUAGUUACUGCGAGCUGUGCCACACAGAAUUUGUGGUGGAGAGGCGGCCCCGGCCCCUCACAGAGUGGCUGAAGGACCCUGGGCCCAGGAAUGAGAAGAGGACCCUUUUCUGUGACAUGGUGUGUUUCCUGUUCAUCACACCCCUUGCUGCCAUCUCAGGCUGGCUUUGCCUUCGAGGGGCCCAGGAUCACCUACAGUUUAACAGCAGGCUGGAGGCUGUGGGACUUAUUGCUCUCACUUUAGCACUUUUUACUAUCUACAUCCUUUGGACAUUGGUUUCAUUCCGCUACCAUUGCCAGCUGUAUUCAGAAUGGAGAAGGACUAAUCAAAAAGUCCGAUUAAUGAUUCUGGACUCUGAAAACUGCAAGACGGCCCAACAUUCAUUGCUGUCAGCCAUGCUCCUCAAGAAAACAGCAGAAGAAACUACUGUGUGAGUGCCCUGGAGCUGGUAGCUCUUGGGAGAGAGGCUCCAAAGAGACCGUAAUCCAGAGAGGAGUCCAGCCUAAAGAAAUCAGCUGGCAUUUUGGGACUCCAGAGGAAGAAGGAAAGCUGAUCACACUGUCGCCUGGCCCAGGAUCUUGAGAAAUGGUUUGGAAGGCUCAGCUUUUUAAGGAAGGACACAACUAGCUCCUUCACCCAAAUCUGGGUUGACUUUGUUACAAUAUAUACACUAAGUGGAGUAUAUUCUGUAUAUGUACAUAUUUUUCAAUUUCCUUGCAUAAAAUUUCUGUAUAUUAUGUUGACAGACUUGGUCUUAAGCUUCAGUACUGAAGCUGGCAGCUUGAUCUCAUCUGAGGUUAAUUACAUGCCCUGUUCUAGAGUCACUCAAAGACAAUUCAUGUUUCACAUUGCCCUUGCCCUAGGAGGAGUUUGCUAAGAUCUUGGGAGGCUAUCUUCAUAUCUGCACUUUCUUUUAUGGUGUCAUACUUUAUAAAAGUUUCUGUGUUUUAAAGAUCACCCCAGAAGGAAUAAAAUGAGCUCUUAACGAA